Molecule: messenger RNA, 2367 nt
Organism: Bombyx mandarina (wild silkworm)
Lineage: Eukaryota; Metazoa; Arthropoda; Insecta; Lepidoptera; Bombycidae
Molecular function (GO): protein binding
Source: RefSeq, a predicted model, not a curated record
AUGAAAAUCGUACAACGAAAAACGGAUGAGGUAAAAGAGAUACCAAAAGAAGAAACAUUCCCUUCCUAUGCCACAUUGCAAUGGAUAUAUGGAGAUAUAUCGUUGACGCCAGGCAGACGGCCGAUCGUAAGACUCAUGCUAAAUUCUUGGGCGAACGAGCGAUUGCCUUUUAAGCGUCCUCUCGAAGGCUUACCAGAAACUCCAAAGCCAUGUAUUGUGACUCAUGCCGCCAUAGAAGAAGAGGGUAGAAGAAUUGCAAGCGAGUUUCCAAUUUCAGUUAUGCUCAUCGAGCAAAGCUUGAUGGUGGCGGUGAUAGAAUGCGAUGUCAAAACAAUCUUUGAUUUAUCAAUUAAAACAGCAGAAAAUAUUCCCUUGUACUUUCUAUAUGAAUAUGAAACUUAUACAGAUACUCCUCAACGUAAAGGUACAAACUGUGUUGAUUUACUACAUUUUUAUUACACAAUUGAGAAAAUACAGCAGUUCCUAUUAUUGGCAUGGAUGUCAUCUUUGGUCGUAUAUAAUACGGAGGCCGCAGGGACAAUCUGCCCUGAUGAAUGUACUUGUACUAUGACAUUUGAUCUCGAAGAAGGCCAUACAACGCAAGUGGCUUGUCAGCAUGGACACAUGAGGAUAAUCCCGGUCGACUACAUGGACCGUGACGUGCAUGUUGUUAUUAUAGCCGCUCCUCCGGAUCGACCUAACUUUUUAACCAUUGGACCCAUAUUUACUCAACCAGCCCCAUUUGUAAACCUUCGCGAACUUCACAUUGUUAAUUCCAAUGUACCGUCGAUUGGGCAAUUUUCCUUUUGGGGCCUGCAAAAUUUAAGAGUUUUAAAUUUGACACACAACAACCUUACGAGUGUAGUAGCUGAUAAUUUUAGAGGUCUCAUAAAUCUUACUGAACUUCAUCUCGAUCAUAAUCAUAUCGAACAGAUGUCAAGCGAGACUUUCAGACACCUGACCUCAUUAAAAACUCUAAUAUUGGCCAAUAAUCAAAUAUCGACACUCGUGUCGAGGUUGUUUAGAAUGCUGGCGAAGUUGUCUAUUUUGGAUUUGAGUGACAACCCAUUAACUGACUUGAACCCUGAAGUUUUUAAAGAUAUUCAACACUUGCGAAUAUUUAAAUGUAGAAGAUGUUUACUGAGACGCAUAAACACACAAAUUUAUCAUUUAGUACCUAGACUCGAGGAAUUGGAUUUGGGUGAAAAUUUAUUUAAAUACUUAACAUCAGAUGAAUUCAUAAGCUUGAAGCGAUUAAAAAAAUUAAAAUUGGACGGGAAUCAAUUGUCAGUAAUCGUGGACAACAUGUUUGGACGGAACCGGGAACUCCACGUACUAACAUUAUCACGCAACCGUCUAGCCCUCUUGGCGCCAUUGGCCCUCACUAAUCUAACCGCCCUCACACAUUUGGAUAUAAGUCAUAACAAAAUUGACAGGUUCCAUUUGCAAACUUUCGCUCCGGUUGUGGACUCCUUAAAAACAAUAAAUUUCAGUGGAAAUAAUUUACCACUAAACGAAAUUGCUAUCGUAUUACAAAUACUACCAGAGAUUCAUGGAGUAGGCUUAGCCAACUUGUCACUGCAAGAAAUACCUCAAAAUUUCUUUACAUACAACGAGCAUCUCGUGGCUUUGGACUUAUCUUGGAAUAAAUUAUCCAGGUUUCCCUUCAAACUUCUAUCUAAGACAAAGUUUUUACAGCGAUUAGAUAUAUCGCACAACAAGUUACAAACCUUAAGCGAACAGGAUUUGCAAAGAUUGGAAGCUAUAGCUGAAGUAAACUUAAUGAAAAAUAAUUGGCAUUGCGAUCAAUGUUCGGCGAGUAAUAUGCUUUUGUACAUGACCACAACAGUCCUUAACAGUACAAUACGAGUCCUCAAAUGCCACUCCCCGUUAAGAUUGCGAGGCGCAACUUUUGGUAGUCUGAGUUUUGAGCAAUUGGAUCCAUGUCCGACGACACAUGAAGCACAAAUGAGUGUCAUUGCGGGAUUAAUGCUGUUAUGUGUAGCUGUCCUCUCAGCAGUAGCUGCGGCGCUUUGCUGUACACGACGUCGCGCCGCCCAAUACUAUACCAAUGAAGAAAAGCGUAGAGAACACGAUCAUGAACAUCCAGAAGAACUGCUUGGACAUACGGAACUUGGCAGCGUCGCUACUAUCCACGCGCCGUACCAACUCGUCUCUAAGGACAGCUAACAACGCGCCUUGUCGCCGCCGGCGUCGCAACCAGAUUUGCAUGAGUUGCUCGAUCCCCCUGCUCCGUUCGCCUCAGCUUCGUCUCCGACUUUUGAAUCGACAUCGCUGCACUAUUUAUCUACGCGUAUUGAACCACCGACUCUUUUUAAUGAUAUGAACGAUAUUUGAUACGAGUAU